GAAGCUUCUUCCCCAAAAUCAUCGACCUAUCGAACGAUACACGCACGAGCACUACAUCAUACAGCCGCUCUCUCCUCCCCCUCCCCUCCUCAUCUCCUCCUCUCCGUUCUCCUCGUCACCAUCUACCCCCUCUUCCACAGCGGCCACAUCCUUUUCUUCAUUUCUCGCAUUCUUUCGCCUUUUCACACUAUUUACGACUGCGGACACGACUGGUGCUGAUCAAAUCCCGACCCCGACAAAAACCGACGACUGAGUGGCCGAGCUUCCGGACGGAGCUUGAAUUUCUUCUCUUUCUCAUCGCUCGAAACAACAAUAUUUACACGUGCAUUGAGUUGUCAUCUCGAGGCUCUCAAUGCCAACGCCUCUUUCAUUCCGACGAACGUGAGCGCCUUCUCGCAUCGAAUCCCUAAGCCACGACGAUUACUUCUUCAAGACACCCACCGAGCCGAAUACUCCUAGACAACAUGGUCCUCUCUCACACUACGAACCACACCUACUCCCACCCCUUCGCGACCGUGACACUCGCCUACUUCCUCCGCUACUCUUCACCCAAGCUCAACCCGUUCUCCACCCAUGUCCUCAGCACCGACACCAUCGACAGCCGCCUCGACCCGGUGACGGGCAGGCUGCACACCACCCGCAUCCACCUGAAGAAGUCCCGUAUGCCCGCGCCCGUCUUCAAGCUUCUUCCCACUUCCAUCACGGGCGGCGGCUCCAGCGAGAAAGUGAGCUAUGUUCUCGAGAACUCUGUCAUCGACAUGCGCGAGGGCUGGAUGCGCACAGAGAGCAAGAAUCUCAGCUUCAUGAACGUGCUCUCCGUCGUCGAGAAGCAGGAUUUCCGCCUUCCCGCUGAAGCAGCGGACGCGACCACCGAUGUGACAACCACAUUUGUCUACAAGUCGCGUCUCGGCGAGAGGCUGCGUGGCGGCAAGAAGGACCAGAUGCCAUCUGCCGUCGGGCAGCCGGAGCAAAAGGAGGGUCGCUGGAUGCCCGGCUGGAUGAGCGGACUCGGCGCGCGCGGCGUGCAACGCAGCAUUGAGAGCAUUGCCUCGAGCAAGACGCAGGACCAGAUGGGCAAGAGCCGUGAAGGCAUGCGCGUCGUCCUCGAGCGACUUCGGAAGAACGGCGUCGUGGGGGUGCUGGAGAUGAUGAGACGGGAACGCCAACUGGCUUGAUGGACAUACCCGGCUCGACGAAUGCGCAUCUCGGAACGUGGCCUGGACUGGAGGGGAGAGAGUGCCUAUGUAUACCAUUCACGAAGGGGCCAUUGACGACAUUGCCUGGUCCGCGGGUCACGUUCCGAUGUUGCUGUACCCCUAUCACACCACUUGUUGUACAUUAUUUUAUGACCAUAGCGUGGCGUCUUUAUGGCUUUUUAUUGCAGUCAGGGAGGACACGGCAAAAAUGGGCGACGGACACGGAAAAUUAUUGGACUCCUCUGUCAUGCCGUCUCUGUAUGACAUCCCCUCUCUUGUAUUUGGCACUGAUGUAGUCAAUCAUGUAAAAACUUUGAA
Colletotrichum godetiae is the source of this 1514-nucleotide messenger RNA. RefSeq names its product PRELI-like family-domain-containing protein. Gene Ontology annotation, cellular component: mitochondrial intermembrane space. The record is from RefSeq and is a predicted model, not a curated record. Bases 465 to 1175 code for a protein of 236 amino acids. The transcript has a single exon. NCBI's taxonomy places the organism in Eukaryota, Fungi, Ascomycota, Sordariomycetes, Glomerellales, Glomerellaceae. Gene Ontology annotation, molecular function: phosphatidic acid transfer activity. Gene Ontology annotation, biological process: phospholipid transport.